Saitoella complicata NRRL Y-17804 is the source of this 1395-nucleotide messenger RNA. RefSeq names its product alpha tubulin. The record is from RefSeq and is a predicted model, not a curated record. Gene Ontology annotation, cellular component: microtubule; cytoplasm. Gene Ontology annotation, molecular function: structural constituent of cytoskeleton; GTP binding. Bases 52 to 1395 code for a protein of 447 amino acids. The transcript has 4 exons. Gene Ontology annotation, biological process: mitotic cell cycle; microtubule cytoskeleton organization. Lineage: Eukaryota; Fungi; Ascomycota; Saitoellomycetes; Saitoellales; Saitoellaceae.
ACCACCCUCGACAAUCCACCAACCCCCGAUACCCAUCUCUAAUCAUCUAUAAUGCGUGAGGUUAUCUCCAUCCACGUCGGCCAGGCUGGUGUUCAGCUCGGUAACGCUUCCUGGGAGCUUUACUGUUUGGAGCACGGUAUCAACCCCGAUGGUCGUAUGGACCCUACCAAGGAUGCCGUCGACGGUUCUUUCUCUACAUUCUUCGCCGAGACCGGUUCCGGAAAGUACGUCCCCCGCUCCAUCUACGUCGACCUCGACCCCUCUCCCAUUGAGGAGGUUCGCUCCGGCACCUACAAGGACCUCUUCCACCCCGAGAACUUGCUUUCCGGUAAGGAGGAUGCGGCCAACAACUACGCCCGUGGUCACUACACCGUCGGUAAGGAGAUGUCUGAGCGCGUUAUGGACCGUUUGUCCCGCGUUGUCGAUGGUUGUGAUGGGUUGCAGGGAUUCUUCGUUUUCCACUCUUUGUCUGGUGGUACGGGAUCUGGAUUUGGUGCUUUGUUGUUGGAGCAGCUGAGUUUGGCGUACGGAAAGAAGAGCAAGCUUGAGUUCACUAUCUACCCUGCUCCUCAGGUUUCUACCUCCGUCGUUGAGCCUUACAACUCUGUUCUUACCACCCACGCCACUCUUGAGCACACUGACUGUUCGUUCAUGGUUGACAACGAGGCUAUCUACCAGAUCUGCCAACGCAACCUUGACAUUCAGCGUCCUACCUACCAGAACUUGAACAGGCUCAUCGCCCAGGUCGUUUCCUCCAUCACCGCCUCCCUCCGUUUCGACGGUUCCUUGAACGUCGACCUCAACGAGUUCCAGACCAACUUGGUCCCCUACCCCCGUAUCCACUUCCCUCUCAUCUCCUCCGCCCCCAUCAUCUCCAAGAACAAGGCCUACCACGAGUCUCACAAGGUUCAGGACAUCACCUUCCAGUGUUUCGAGCCCCAGAACCAGAUGGUCGUCUGUGACCCCCGCAACGGCAAGUACAUGGCUUGUUGUUUGCUCUACCGCGGUGACGUCGUUCCCCGCGAGACCAACGCUGCCAUCUCCUCCAUCAAGGCCAAGCGCUCCAUCCAGUUCGUCGACUGGUGUCCUACUGGUUUCAAGGUCGGUCUCAACAACCAGAAGAUGGUACUCCCCCCCGAUUCCGAGCAGGCCGCCGUCGACCGUUCCGUCACCAUGUUGUCCAACACCACCGCCAUUGCCGAGGCAUGGUCUCGUUUGGACCACAAGUACGACCUCAUGUUCGCCAAGCGUGCUUUCGUGCACUGGUACGUUGGUGAGGGUAUGGAGGAGGGCGAGUUCUCUGAGGCCCGUGAGGACCUUGCCGCCUUGGAGAGAGAUUACGAGGAGGUUUCUAUGGACUCUACUGAGACUAUGGAGGAGGAGGAGGAGUACUAA